AUGAGCGACCCUUCCCUUCUCGCACCGCGCUUUGCUGCCCUCGGCCUGGGCGAAAAGCCCCUCCAGGAAGCGCUCAAGAACAAGAAGGUCUCCACAGCAUGGGAUGAGAUUCUCACCGAAGCUGGGAUCGAGGCCACUACCACUGGCGUGGAUCCCAAAGCCGCCAGCGCCUUCGCAGCGCUAGUUACCGCCACAAAGGACGCGGGCUCACUGGGUGGGAAGCGGGCCUACGUAGCGAAAGCGAUCAAGGACGGCAAGAUCAAGAGCAACGUGCAGGUGGAUGCGGCUGUCAAGUACAUCAAAGCCUGCAAAGGAGAUAUAGAUGAUGCGGCGUUCGACAAGGAGUGUGGUGUUGGGAUUGAGUUUACGCCAGAGGGAAUUGCUGCUGCUGUGGCAGAGUACAUGGAGGCGAACAAGGAAAUGAUACUGGAACAGCGAUAUAAGGCCAUGACACCGGUGCUGGUCAAUUUGAAGACCCAGACAGCGCUGAAAUGGGCACCCCCGGCAGAGGUCAAGAAGGAAAUGGACGUCCAGCUCGUGAAUCUCCUGGGGCCCAAGGACGAGCGAGAUGCGCCACCAAAGAAGCAGCCCAAAGCUGCUCCAGAGGCAAAGGGAAAGAAAGUAGAGGUCAAGAAAGAUGAGGAGAUCAGCAAGGACAGGAUGUUUGAGGAAGGUUUCCUUGCAGCUCUCCACAAGCCCGGCGGAAACGAGCAGAUUAUCCCCGCAAACAUGGAAGCCCACCUGAAAGCUACAGGAGGAAAAGUCUUUACACGUUUCCCCCCAGAGCCCAACGGUUAUCUACACAUUGGACACUCCAAAGCCAUUGCCGUAAACUUUGGUUUCGCGCGCUACCACGGCGGCGAAUGCUACCUCCGCUACGACGACACCAACCCCACCGCCGAGGAAGAAAAGUACUUCACCGCCAUCCUCGAAAUCGUCGAAUGGCUCGGCUUCAAGCCCUACCAGAUCACCUACGCCUCUGACAACUUUGACAAGCUCUACGAGCUCGCCGAAGACCUGAUCAAGCGCGGUUACGGCUACAUCUGCCACUGCUCCGGCGAAGAAGUCAACGCCCAGCGCGGUGGCAAAGACCGCGGCCCCCGCUCCGAGUGCAUCCACCGCAACCGGCCCAUCGAAGAAAGCUUAGAUCUCUUCCGCCAGAUGCGCGACGGCAAGUUCAAACCGCAGGAAGCCCAGCUCCGAAUGAAGCAGGAUAUCCUCGGCUCCGGCAACCCGCAGAUGUGGGAUCUGACCGCCUACCGCGUGCUGGACGCCGAGCACCACCGCACCGGCGACAAAUGGAAGAUCUACCCCACCUACGACUUCACCCACUGCCUGUGCGAUAGCUUCGAGAACAUCUCCCACUCCCUCUGCACCACCGAGUUCAUCAACUCGCGCGAGUCCUACGACUGGCUCUGCAACGUGCUCGAGAUCUACCGUCCCCAGCAGCGCGAAUACGGCCGCCUCAACCUUACCGGUACUAUUAUGAGCAAGCGCAAGAUUGCACGCCUCGUCAACGAAGGCUACGUCCGCGGCUGGGACGACCCACGUCUGUACACCCUCGUCGCCAUCCGACGCCGCGGCGUGCCCCCCGGCGCAAUUCUCUCCUUCGUCAACGAGCUCGGCGUGACCACCGCACACUCCUUCGUGCAGAUCAAACGAUUCGAGCAGACCGUCCGCCGCUAUCUCGAAGACACCGUCCCCCGGCUCAUGAUGAUCACCGACCCCGUCCGCGUGGUGCUCGAAAACCUCCCCCACGACCACCUCGAAGAGAUCGACCUCCCCUUCAAACCCAGCGACGACUCAUUCGGCAGCCACCCCGUCCCCUUCACCCGCAUCCUCUACAUCGACCGCAGCGACUUCCGCGAGACCGACAGCAGCGACUACUUCCGCCUCGCGCCCGGUAAGAGCGUCGGCCUUCUCAAAGUCCCGCACACCAUCCGCGCCACGGCCUUCUCCAAGAACGCCUCCGGCGAGAUCAUCGAGAUCAUCUGCCACUACGAGAACGACAUCCCGUUCAAGAAGCCCAAGACAUACAUCCAGUGGGUUGCCGACUGCCCGUCAAAGGGUUCCCCCGUCCCGCUGGAGGCCCGCGUCACAAACCAGCUCUUCAACGAGCAGGUGUUCUCGAAGGCCAUCAUCGAGGUCGGCAUCCACGAGGUGCAGCGGCGCGCGCCGUGGCCCGAGCUCGAGGGUGAGAAGAACCAGAAGCAUCAUGGGCCUGAGACGGUGCGGUUCCAGGCGCUGCGGGUAGGGUACUUUGCGCUCGAUAGCGACUCGAAGGAGGGGGCGUUGGUGGUGAACCGUAUUGUGACGCUGAAGGAGGAUGCGGGGAAGAGUUCGUAG
Morchella importuna is the source of this 2346-nucleotide messenger RNA. RefSeq lists its product as uncharacterized. The transcript has 4 exons. Gene Ontology annotation, cellular component: cytoplasm; cytosol. The record is from RefSeq and is a predicted model, not a curated record. The coding region runs from base 1 to 2346 and encodes 781 amino acids. Gene Ontology annotation, biological process: translation; glutaminyl-tRNA aminoacylation. Lineage: Eukaryota; Fungi; Ascomycota; Pezizomycetes; Pezizales; Morchellaceae. Gene Ontology annotation, molecular function: glutamine-tRNA ligase activity; ATP binding.